Oikopleura dioica is the source of this 1620-nucleotide messenger RNA. The record is from the annotation of a GenBank genome assembly. NCBI's taxonomy places the organism in Eukaryota, Metazoa, Chordata, Appendicularia, Copelata, Oikopleuridae.
AUGGGAGGUGUAUUUAGUACAUCCGGCCAGAAGACCACAACGGUCUUCAGCCAGAUCCCUGCUGAGAACGAGGUCGCCCCGGGCAUUAAGCUUACCAAUGCCGUUCUUAAUAAAAUCUCGCAAGGUGACAGUGGACUUACCAACCAGCAAUUGAACUCCAUUCAAAAUCAGUACAACGCUCACCUGGAAAGCAUUCACGCUGCUCAUGAGCAAGAAAAGGCCGAUCUUAUGGAGAAGUUCGGCGCCUCCAAAUUCGACCCCGCUGAUGAGUCCGCUGCGGCGCGAAUUCAAGCCCUCCGAGCAGCUGCUGAAGCUGUCAAAGACGCUUCCACAAAAGUAGAAGAAGAGCGACGACAAUUUUUGCAAAUUCAAGAAGAAGAGAAAGAGAAGAUUAUCGAGAAGACGAAGCCGUUCUUUGCGCCAAAGGAUAUUGUCAACCCAUGCGAAGAUCUCAUUGCUCAAGUCGCCUCCUGCUACAGAAAACAGUAUCAGUGGACAUGCAAGAGCUCCUCGGAGGUACUCGAGGAUGAACUAUCCCAAGCUGACGAGCGAUGCCGUCUUUUAGAAGAAAAACUAAACAAUAUGCGAUUAGCAUUCGUCAAAGCCGAGACCGAACGCAACAAAGAGAAAGAAGCAAGAAUCCGCUCCGAGCGCGAGAGAAUCGCAGCUAUUUACGCAAAGACCGAGCAGAAGCAGCAAACGCCUAUCAGUAUCAACCGCCAUGUCUACGAAGUAGCGCCUAUCUCUACCAAAUUCAACGGUUUCGAUUCCGACGAGUCCGAAGUUGAAACUGCCGAAAUGCCCCUGACAGUCGACUCCGAAGACAACGAAGAGAACGAGCUUCAGAAAAUUUUAAAGCAAAACAGCAAAAUAAAGAAAGCACAAAAAACAAAGCGCAAAAAUCCCUCCCCACCGACAAAAACGCCGAAAAGCAAUGACCGAGAAAAGAUGCAAUUUCCAUUUUGCGCUGGAUCAGCAACGAAGAGCCACAAUGUCGGGCUAAACUUGCAAGGUCUGAUGCACCAGGUGAAAACACAAUCUUCUCGCAGAGGUCCGCAUUAUGCAGAGUCUACUAGCAGCAAAACAAGUGCCAAAAGAAAAACUGUUGGAGGCCAUGAGCAGAAUAUGGACAUUGCUACUACUAAAGAAAUUGAAAAUUUGUCGACCCUUCUCUCUGAGCUUCAAAAAGAAUUCGCCGACUUAGCGGUCUCCUGCCGCGAAAAAGACUUAGAUUGCGAAGACCUCCAAGAUAAACUGAAGGACAUGGAGAAAAAGGGUCAACACAUUUUGGUCGUCAAAAAAUUGCUAAAACAAAAGAAAUCGAAGCAAACAACUAAGGAACAAGAUCAAAAAGAAAUCGAAAAAGAGCUCAACAAGACUUCGCCCACACUUCCUAUGUGCGUGGCUGCCAUGAAGUGUGACAUGGAGGAAAAGCGCGCUGUUGACGUACGAGUAGCCGAGUCGUGGGCGAUGACUGAAAAAGUCAAACAUUUCAAUGUAUCCGUGAUGAACAGGGGUGAACUUGCCGAGCCACUUUCGUAUCUCGCAUCAAGACUCGCCGUUCAAUCCCAGAAAAGCUCGUUUUUAUCGAGAAGGCCCGUGGUCGAAGAAGAAAUCUAA